AACAUAUCUCCCGACACGUGGCGAGGAAGACACCAAGGACCCCAAAUAAAGAGAAACGAAGGGACUUUAGCGUCGAAAACCCAAGCAGAAUCGACGAAAACCGAGGAGAAUUCCCGAGAACCACAAGUGUCAAGGAUUCGCGAUGUUGUCAUUCGAAUGUCGCUUCUGCCGCGGGAGGGACUGACGUUCAAUUUUCCACCCGUUUUCUCCUCUCCUCUUCUCCGUAGACUGCAGAAUUAGCCGGCCGCUAUCAUGGAGACCACGCUGAGCUUCGCCGGGCAGAAUAACAAGUGGAACACAGCCGAAGAUGUGAAGGCAGCAGCAGAAGCCAUUCGCAACCACAAGGACUUGCGAUGUCUGGUUCUCGAGGCCAAUACCCUUGGCGUAGAGGCAGCCAAGGUGAUGGGAGAUGCACUAGCCACGCAUCCAGAGUUUGAGCGAGCGCACUGGAAGGACCUGUUUACUGGCCGUUUGAAGACUGAGAUUCCCGAAGCACUGCGCCACCUGUUCUCCGGCCUGAUACGCGCCGGUGCCAAGCUGAAGGAGCUAGACCUGAGUGACAACGCCCUUGGCCCUGUGGGGGUGGAGGGCAUGGUGGAUUUCAUGUCUUCCCCUGUCUGCUAUUCCCUGCAGGAGCUGAGGCUGAACAACAAUGGACUGGGCAUUAAGGGAGGUACUAUGCUUGCCGAGUCGCUUAUGAGGCUGGUGGAUAACGCAAAAGCUGCUGGAACGCCACUAACUCUUAAGGUAUUUAUAGCUGGUCGCAACAGGCUUGAGAAAGAAGGUGCCAAGGUUUAUGCAAAGUUCUUCAAGGCUGUAGGCACCCUGGAAGAAGUUGCCAUGCCCCAGAAUGGCAUCUUCCAUGAGGGGAUUGCAGCCCUUGCAGAUGCAUUCAGUACCAACAAGAACCUCCGGGUAGUCAACCUCAAUGACAACACCUUUACCCCCAAGGGCGCUCAGGCAAUGGCAGACAAAUUGCCAAUGAUGCAGAACUUGGAGGUGAUCAAUUUUGGAGAUUGCCUCAUCAAAACAGCAGGAGCCAAGAUGAUUGCCAAAGCCUUAGCCUCAGGACACAAGAAUCUGAGGGAGCUGUUCUUGGACAGUAAUGAGAUUAACAUCAAAGGUGGAUUGGCAAUUGCUGAAGCCAUGGCAGAUAAAGAGAACUUGGACAAGCUCAUGCUGGACUGCAAUCAGUUUGGUGAGGAUGGACGGGAAAUGCUCGUUAGCCUUUUGAAUGACUUGGGUCAGUUGGAGGCCCUUGACUCCCUUGAGGAUGAUGAGGAUCCAGACAAUGAGGAUGAGGAAGAUGAUGAUGAUGAUGAUGAAGACGAAGAUGAUGAGGAUGAGGAUGAAGAGGAGGAGGAGGAUGAAGAGGAGGUUACACAGGUCCCUGGAUCUGGAGUGAGCCCUCUGAAGCACGUUGAGUCCCUUGUCAGUCCAAUUAAGUGUACUGCUGAAGAGUUCUGUGAGCAGCCAACAGCUGCCAGACUUCUUGGUUUGGGGAACUCUGGUCCUUCUCAGUUGAUUGAAGAAGCCAGAAGAUUGGCAGAAGGAAGUGAAGAAGCCUUCAUCAACUUCUGCUUGAAGAUCUUCAUGCGAACUGGAUCGAUUGCCACAACUAACAAUGUAGAGGUUCAGAAGGCAGUAAAUGCUGCUACAGAACAGCUGGCUAAGGCAGCAUUUGCUGCAGCCCAGAAAAGUGAUUCACUCUCCCUUGCAACAAACAGUCUUCUGGUACAUUUAGGACUCAUUAAAUGUGAGGAUAAGAAAUUCAAAUUAGAAUGGGACCUUAAAGGAUGCCUGAUUGUCUUGGCUACGAUUGUGUCGUCACCCCUCUUCCCAGAGCAGACAAAGAGCACGUUGCAGCUUUUCCUGUCCAAACCUAACCCGAAGAUUGAUGUCUAUACUCAGGAGAAACACAAACUUAUGGUAGCGCUCUUUCAAUGAUAACUUCAAAUUUCUUAGCCAGCAACGAGAAUGAUAUUCAAGACUGGUGUUGUAAUUUUAAGUAGUACCGGUAUUUAUGAAUGUGCAAAACAAUGAACAGUGAAUUUAUUUUUGUUGAGUGCCACAGACUUGCUUAUUUCCUCCUUUCAUCUUUUAUAACUCUAAUUCCACCAUUUCAUUUGUUUGUUUGAGUGAAAUGGGUCUAAUUUUAGUCUGAGUCAGUGCAGCCAACCUUGUCCACCGAAAGUGCAAAUUCUAUGUAUAUAUCAGUUGUAUAUUAAUCCACUUAACUUUUAUGCAGUGAGUACCCAAUGAUUUGGUAGGAAACAGUUCAUUCAUAUGAGAGAUUUUUUUUUUUUUUUUUUUAGCUGUACCAUAUACUGUUGGAGUCUAUGUCAUGCAAAGGAAAUGUCAGUGGAUUAAAGCAGUGACAUAGAGGAGUCUGCUUUGCAUGAAAAGUCAUUUAUCUGUAUUGAUAAUAUAUAAAUUACUUUUACAUCAUAAUAUUUUCACAAGCCUAUAAGAAUUGAAGAUGUUUUACUACAUGGAUUUUUUUUUUUUUUUUUUUUUUUUUUUAAAUAUGAGGUGACCAUUGUGAGAAUAUUUAGUCUUGUUUGGAACGUGAUAUCUGGAAUGCGUGCAAUUUGCAAAUAAAAUUGCAAAGUUCAUGACAAGCAAGAUUGAAAGUAAAUUCUAUUUUUGUACCCUAGAGAUAUGGUGUAUGUGGGGUCUCAUUUGUAUAUAAAGGUGAAAAUGCAAUAUUUGCCCUACUUAUUGUAAUAGCACAUCUUUUGUGCCCCAAUUUGUCCAACACAAAUUAAUGGGACAAGUUAUUGCAUUGCUUCAGACUAUGACCACUAUAGGAUUACAAUAUUUUACUGUAAAACUACAUUUCUAAAAUGUAUUCCACUGAAAUAGAAGCCAUAUUGAAUGUAAUCAUUGAGUGAGUUUUAGACCAUUUAGAAUCAGGUUAGUGCAAAUUAAGCUUCUUUACUGGAGCAUCAGUAAAUAAGAAUGUUUAUAAUUGGAAAGAAGAUUCGUGGGUAACCAAAAAUUUAUUUACUUCUGGAUAUUAAAAGAUAGACAAGGAAGUAAGUUCAGAUGGAAACUUUGUAGAAUCUCUCGGCAGAGGAGCUAUCUUUCCAUGACUAUUUUGAGAGGUAUUAUUCUCGUAUAUUAAGAACUCUCCCCAGUGUUCCUUAGUUCAAAGGUUACCAAAGAGUCGUCUUGAAAAUAAAAUGCCAAAUAUAA
This is a messenger RNA of Penaeus indicus, 3198 nucleotides long. It is a transcript of the gene RanGAP, whose product is annotated as ran GTPase-activating protein 1-like. The record is from RefSeq and is a predicted model, not a curated record. Gene Ontology annotation, molecular function: GTPase activator activity; small GTPase binding. The coding region runs from base 253 to 1947 and encodes 564 amino acids. Gene Ontology annotation, biological process: nucleocytoplasmic transport; activation of GTPase activity; signal transduction. Lineage: Eukaryota; Metazoa; Arthropoda; Malacostraca; Decapoda; Penaeidae. The transcript is spliced from 12 exons. Gene Ontology annotation, cellular component: nucleus; cytosol; perinuclear region of cytoplasm.